CAACAUUAGGAAGGUGGUCAUAAUGUUUCGCCUGAUUGGCGUCUACUCCGGCUUUGCAAACUGUUGCUGGUUUGUGUAAAACAAUAUAAGACCCACGAGAUGGUCGACGUUAUUCACUUCUCCUGACAGUGGCUGAUUGGUUUAUAUUAUAGUAUAGGCAUGUGAGCUGGCAGAUGUGACUUUAAUGUGCCAAAAGAGGGAGAAAAACUGUUGCACCCUUCCCCACUCUCCCCUAGUAGCCAAUUUAAAUGAACAUAGCGUUAUGUUAUCCGGUACAUUGUGUGCGUUUUGAUGUUCUUUGUUACAGGAAACAGAGAACUGACUGACGCCCCCGAUUGACCAAAUUAGCGCAUCCUAUUGUCCGUCAUGGGUCUACGUAAUUGUGAUGGAGCAUGGCUGUCAUAUGCUGCCUGUACACCACAGCACUGGAAACAACAACAACACACUCUCUCUCCCUUUAAUGGGACUUUAAGCCCACACGUCGUCUCUCUCUCUCUCCCCCUCUCUCUCUUUCCCUCCCUCUCCCUCUCUGCCUCUGUGUUUUGUGGGAUGCUCUGGAUGGAUGAGUCCGCGCACCGGAUUCACCACCAUUACAUCAUCGAUUCCCACACAGCCGCCGAAGAGGGGAAGGAGCGCCUUGCGAUUUAUUUCUUUAUUUUUUCGCAUCGUUCGGUCUGACCGCAGACUCGCCGCGCUCUCCAUAAAGGACGUUGAGGGGGGAUUAGAAAAUAACACACGCCAACAAUAUCUGCGGGGAUGAUGGCGUCUCAAUGAGAGGGGAGGAGAGGAGGGGGAGAGGAGGAGAGACGUGCACCGUCAUCAGCAUCUGUCCGCCAGCUCCCUUUGUGUUCACCGGAGAAUGUGAAUGGCGAAAGAUGACAUGGCAGAGGUAGAUUUGGCAUCAAACGGAGCGGAACCCCCCGGUGAGCCCCCCUCGGCGUUCCCCUACGAGGAGUACGAAUGCAAAAUCUGCUACAAUUACUUCGACCUUGACCGGCGGGCUCCUAAGAUCCUAGAGUGCCUGCACACGUUUUGCGAGGAGUGUCUGAACACGCUUCACCUCCGGGAGGAGCGGCCAUGGCGCAUCAGCUGCCCCGUCUGUCGCCACCGAACUCCGGUGCCGGAUUAUCGGAUACAAAACCUGCCCAACAACACCAAGGUGACGGAGGAUUUCCCGCUCUACAUCGACUCGGACCCCCUGCCUCAGGACGCUUUGCCGCCGUACCCUCCCCCGCUGCACCCAGCCCUCGUCGCCCUCCGCCGGGAGGAGGCGUCGGGGACGUCCAGCGUCAGCCAGGCGACCCCGUCCACCACCGUGUCCACGGCCACGACCCUCUCCCAGGACUCGGUGCGCUACGACAGCUGUCAGAGCUGCAAGAGAGUGGCGCUGACCACCGGCUGCGUCUGCGUGAUCUUCUCCUUUCUGUCCAUGCUGGUGUUGCUGUUCAUGGGCCUGAUCUUUGUGCACAGUCACAGCAUUCCUCCCUCGCCGGCGGGCCCCAUUUGCUUGUCGGUGGCCAGCAUCCUGGCCAUGUUCUCCGUGGUCGUCACGUGGCUCAUCUGCUGGCUCAAAUACAGACCGGACCAUGAGACGGGCCGCGCGUCCGCCACCAGUAACUCCCGGAGAAACGCCUGACGGGCCGCCGGCUCUGACUAUUGAUGGAGAUGUUGUGCUGUGGGUGUGUGAUUUAUGUACAUAGUACUGGCAACUGAUACUCCUGCUCCCUUUACUUUUUCUAGGAAGAAAUCUCGCCCAAAAUGGCCUUUUAUCAGUAUAGCAAACACCCAAAGGCCUUCGUGUUGUUUGGAGCAAUAGGCCAACAUGAUCCUUGAUAAUCUUUUCCUUGACCUUAUGCACUUGAAUUUGCAGCAGGCCCAGCUGACCGGGCAUCUUGAUAGGAGAGCUUAAGGCUAGGACCCCCUGUUCCUGGCCUUAGUUGUUUUUGGUUUGGAGGCUGAUUGUGAAGUGCUUAUUUCCAGGGUGUGAUACCCUCCCAACCUACCCUACUAAAUAAUAUGCAUAUCCCACAAUGCCACUCACUGUAUGAUAACUGUCCAUGAUGAUUCACUCAUAUGUCAACAAAGCACUGUUGUACUGUACAGAUAUUUGGCUAUGUUCACUCCUGAUAUUUUAGGUGAUGGGUUUCUUUUUAUUUUCAUGGAGGCUUACUGCGUGUUUAUGAGAGGAGCCUCUAAAAUGCCAUUCCGUUACAAGCAAAUUGUGUCCACAAUCCAAACUUGUAAAUAGUCCACAAGGGUUGAGGAGUGGUGAGGAUAGUGUGAUCAGCCUUUCCUGAAGACCUCCCUAAACCUCGUGCUUUAACUUCGUCUUACAAGGCGGCACCGUUCCCAUUGUCCCAACAAAAGCUGCACCUGUCCCAGGCAGAGUGGUAUGAAGAGACAGCUCGUCAUUUUAAACCUGUGUUUUGCUACUUUUCUGCAUGCUUGACUGCUGAAAGGUCAAGGCUUCCCCCCUGUUUUUAUACAUGUUUUUUUUUUUUUUUUGUAAUGGCAGAGACAAUGUUUUUCCUGACUCGUGUGCCUCACCUUGUUGCUGACUGAAACAAAACUUCGCUGUAACCACGAUCAAACUCCUUCACCCUCUCCAUACCGGUGGCAUCCUGAUGAGGUGCCAGCAGGGAGUCCUCCUCCUCCUGUCACGCCAUUUACACAGGGAAGUUGAAAACAGGGUUUCCAUGCAGUUAGCACUUUUUUAAAAAGAAAAAAGAAAAAAAGAAAGAAAGAAAAAAGAAACACUCAUUGAAAAAUGACAAAUUUUCACAUCUUUCAUUGCAGGAAAGAGAAGUGUGUCCAUACGUGCUCAAGAAGCCAUAAGUGAGAAUACAGUGAGACAUCUUCACAGACAUAGUGAACAGGUUAUAAAAGGAUGUAGUGUCACUCCGGUUCCUCUGAGAUCAUCGGGAGUCACACUUACCUCUUGAAAAGGAAGACAAAAAACAAAGCCUGAUAGAGUUUGCGGUAUUCUACCUGCACUAACACCAAUCAAACGCUAAGCUAUGCUAAACUAAAACUCAACCGUAUGGGCGUUGUUCCUCUGAUAAAGCAUGGACCUGCAAGAAAACACUGAAUUAACAUUUCAGUGGAAUCAGUUUCAGGCAAUUGAGUGUAACUAAAUAUUUGAAGCUCAAGUUCCUAGAGUGCGCAGACUUCUUCGUAUGAUUAUUACUGUGAACCAAGUCUGUGAAUGCUAUUGUUUCUACGAUCUAUACAGUUAUUUAUUUAUAAUUAUUAAAUAUGACAGAAAGUGGUCCCUUGUUUGUGGUGCAGACCCCUCGUACAGACUAAUAAAUGUGGUCCAGGGAGCAUGUAAGCUAGAACAGCUAUCGGACACCGAAGUGUUGUUGUUUUCUAAAUCUGAGCACUUUUUGUCCUUGCACACUUGUGGUAUCCCCUACCUCAUUGCAGGGAAGAAAAAAACAUUAAAAAAAACAUGGUUAUUAAACUAUACUCCCCUUAAAUCAGACGCUCAUGCUUGCCUCAAUCAACCCUCUCGACCUUUUUGCAGACUUCUAUAUGAUGCACUUUCACCCUCUUAUUUGACACAAGUAACGGGGUACAUCGUUUGACAAAAUGUUAGCCUACAUUGUAUUUAUUUCAGAGGACCUAGAAAAAUGUCGUGGGUUUUUAUGAGAAUAUGUGGUUGUUGUUAAAGUACCAAAAUGUAUUUGCACAGAGAAAUGUUCUUUUAUGUGCUGUUUUACAUACAUAAACACAUUUCAGUAAUAAAGGAAACAUGAACAUG
Messenger RNA from Mugil cephalus (flathead mullet), 3763 nucleotides. Its product is annotated as E3 ubiquitin-protein ligase rnf152-B. Gene Ontology annotation, molecular function: ubiquitin protein ligase activity. The transcript has a single exon. The record is from RefSeq and is a predicted model, not a curated record. Bases 866 to 1636 code for a protein of 256 amino acids. Gene Ontology annotation, biological process: protein ubiquitination. Lineage: Eukaryota; Metazoa; Chordata; Actinopteri; Mugiliformes; Mugilidae.